GCAGGGUCUGUCCUAGGCAGAUCCCAACGACGACCGAGAGCUGACCACGCCAGCCCCCUCCCUGUCCACCUGGCCAGUUCCCCACGUCCAACAGACUCAGAGACCCGCCUGCUGGCCCGAGACCGGCGCCCCGACGACAACGACGCUGCUCCGCCCGCCAUGGCCUGGCUCCUGACGCUCAGUGUCACCCUGGGUUGCAUCAGCCUCCUCUACCUGCGACUGCCCUGCGUGCUGUCGGGACUGGCACGGCCCAGGCAGACCCUAGCCCGGACUCCUUCCAGUGGCUCGCCACCCUGGCAACCUGCACCCCAGCCUAUGUUCUGGAAGCUUCACCAGGCUCCCCAGCCACAGAAGAAGGCUCCCCAGCCACAGAAGAGGGCCAGCCUGGCCCCCAUGGUGGGUCAGCCUCUCCAGCAUGGUGGCCCACGCCACUCACGUCUCCAGAGACACUUGGGACCCCGAAGGCCCCAUGCCCAGCUCCUAAGAGUCGGCUGUGUGCUGGGCACAUGCCAGGUACAGAACCUCAGCCAUCGUCUGUGGCAGCUCGUAGGGCCGGCCGGCCGGCGGAACUCAGCACCCGUGGACCCCAGCAGCCCACACAGCUAUGGCUGAAGUGCAUUCCGGCUGUGCUUCUUCCCAUCCUGUCCCAGCUGGUCGCCAUACCCUCAUCCCAGAGCUGCGGCUGAGGCCCCUACCCAGGCCCCAUCCUCCAGUGCUCCUACAGCCAGCAGGUCCCACGGCAACUCUAUCCACGCCUUGCUGGAGACAUAAACCCACUCUGUGCAGACAUAGUCAGUUUACAUGCAGCAUCUGCACCUGUAGAACUGUGCACACUCAAUGAGCAGUGUGGGGAAUGACUGCAGUAUCAGAUGCCAAAAGGGUUUCGGGGGAGGGUCCGUGCGGCAGGCAGAAAGGAAACCAGGGUCCUGAACGCAUAGGUCCAUCAGGACAGAGCGGGGCUGAACGGCCCCGUGUGGCUUCCUCCCAACCAUGGUCCC
Messenger RNA from Dipodomys spectabilis (banner-tailed kangaroo rat), 998 nucleotides. RefSeq names its product adrenomedullin 2 (gene Adm2). The record is from RefSeq and is a predicted model, not a curated record. NCBI's taxonomy places the organism in Eukaryota, Metazoa, Chordata, Mammalia, Rodentia, Heteromyidae. Bases 160 to 612 code for a protein of 150 amino acids. The transcript is spliced from 3 exons. Gene Ontology annotation, biological process: positive regulation of heart rate; adenylate cyclase-activating G protein-coupled receptor signaling pathway; regulation of systemic arterial blood pressure.